Molecule: messenger RNA, 1822 nt
Organism: Choloepus didactylus (southern two-toed sloth)
Lineage: Eukaryota; Metazoa; Chordata; Mammalia; Pilosa; Megalonychidae
Gene: ARK2C
Product: ring finger protein 165
Exons: 8
Coding region: 10-1053 (347 amino acids)
Biological process (GO): motor neuron axon guidance; positive regulation of BMP signaling pathway
Molecular function (GO): zinc ion binding; ubiquitin protein ligase activity
Source: RefSeq, a predicted model, not a curated record
GGAGCCAGGAUGGUCCUGGUCCACGUCGGCUAUCUCGUGCUUCCGGUGUUUGGCUCUGUGCGAAACAGAGGUGCCCCUUUCCAAAGGUCUCAGCAUCCUCACGCUACCUCCUGCCGCCACUUCCACCUGGGCCCCCCGCAGCCGCAGCAGCUCGCCCCCGACUUCCCCCUGGCCCACCCCGUGCCCUCGCAGCCGGGCCUCAGCGCCCACAUGGCCCCGGCCCACCAGCACAGCGGCACCCUGCACCAGUCGCUGACCCCGCUGCCCGCCCUCCAGUUCCAGGAUGUCACAGGUCCCUCCUUCCUACCUCAGGCCCUGCACCAGCAAUACCUCCUGCAGCAGCAGCUCCUGGAAGCCCAGCACCGCAGGCUCGUCUCCCACACCAGGCGGAGUCAGGAGCGCGUGUCUGUCCACCCCCACCGCCUCCACCCCAGCUUCGACUUCAGCCACCAACUGCAGACACCUCAGCCCAGGUAUCUGGCUGAGGGCACCGACUGGGACCUCAGUGUGGACGCCGGCUUGAGUCCUGCCCAGUUCCAGGUGCGGCCCAUCCCUCAGCACUAUCAGCAUUACCUGACGACUCCGCGAAUGCACCACUUCCCCAGGAACUCCUCUUCCACGCAGAUGGUCGUCCAUGAAAUCCGCAACUACCCUUACCCUCAGCUUCACUUCCUUGCUCUCCAGGGACUGAACCCCAGCAGGAACACCUCCGCUGUACGCGAGAGCUACGAGGAGCUGCUGCAGCUAGAGGACAGGUUGGGGAAUGUGACUCGGGGAGCUGUGCAGAACACUAUUGAGAGGUUCACCUUCCCCCACAAGUACAAGAAGCGAAGACCCCAGGAUGGCAAGGGCAAGAAGGAAGAGGGGGAGGAGUCAGACACAGAUGAGAAAUGCACAAUUUGUCUGUCGAUGCUUGAAGAUGGAGAAGAUGUGAGACGCCUGCCCUGUAUGCAUCUCUUUCACCAACUGUGUGUGGACCAAUGGCUCGCCAUGAGCAAGAAAUGCCCCAUCUGCCGAGUGGACAUUGAGACACAACUGGGAGCUGACAGCUGAGGGAGGAGUUAGCCAGUGGAUGCCCCAUUUUCUUUCACCAGGUCCCCCCACGGCCAUAGCCCUUGCAGCCAAACUUUGCCUUCUGAGCCAUUUGAUGUAGAGGAAAAGCCUGCAAGCACACAUUUUGUGGAAAGAGGAGUUGGUGGUAUCAGUGUCUGAGGGAAAGGAGGGGGUGGGGGAGGACCCACCCAUCCAGAACCGUGACUGCCCCCACCCCGUCCGCCGUGCUGUGUGGGAGGGAGGGAGCUGGCCGUGCCCACAGCAGGGGUGGGAAGGGGGGGCCCACGCUGCUGAGAAUUUAGAUGUGAUCCUGGUGGUACUAGCUGAUAGACCGGCCCCUCGAUCCUGUCCUUUGAAGGAUUGUAUAUAUACCUCUCGACCACGUAGAAACCAUGUAGGGGUCUCUAGCUAUUUCUGUGGAUGGCAGCCGGAGCAUGUUAGCUUAAGAAAAAUGUCGUGUGUGGUGCUCUAGUCAUCUUGUGGUGGACAUGUCGCUAUUACCGAAUUCGCACCAAAUAUUUCUCAUUGAGUUCCUUGUUUUGGUGCCUGACUGAUCCAACCAACGACAGCCCAGAUCUUCCCGUCUUGCUGAGAGAAAAGGAAAAAAAUGAAUCAAAGGUGAAAAAAAAAAAAAAAGCCAAAUCCUGUUUAUGAUGGAAAAGGAUGAUUUUUUUUUCACCCAGUUUGGGAGGCGGGAGGGGGGUUUUUGAUUUAAUUUUUGUUUUCUUUUGCUUUUGUUUUUCUCAUGUUUACAGUGCACGGAGUAUAG